Rhopilema esculentum is the source of this 2787-nucleotide messenger RNA. RefSeq lists its product as uncharacterized. NCBI's taxonomy places the organism in Eukaryota, Metazoa, Cnidaria, Scyphozoa, Rhizostomeae, Rhizostomatidae. The record is from RefSeq and is a predicted model, not a curated record.
UCCCAAAGAUUUAGCGAAUUUUGACAAUUAUAUUGAAAAUUGUAUUUUUCCAUUAUAUAUGACAGAAUUUCAUAGAGAAUUUAACUGUGACAUUGGUUUUGCAAUAUGGUAAAGAGAAGAUAAUAAAAAACCCUAUUUUCCAUGCCCACCCAUUUGUUUUAUUCUCUUAGCAACAAAUUUUGCCCUUAGUUACCAGAAUUUUGCCCCAAAACCCCACGUUUUUCUGACUUGGAAAGAACAUGAUUCCCACCUUAAUAUUAAAACCACCUUAGGAAUGUUUCAAAACGAGGACAGGCACUGUCCAAAGUCCAAAGCGUGUCUUCUUGUCUUCAAUCGUUGACUGUGUUUGAAAGUUGCAAAUAUUUAUCGUUGAUUUGGGAUUACGUUGCGUCUGGAAGUCACACACAUUCAUCGUUUUUGAGUUUUUUGUACAAGAAUUACCAGCUUCGAAUAAUGGGUGAUGGAAAUAAAAGCAGGAGUCGAGGUAGAAAGAGAAAAAGGAGAGUCAGAGCAAAUCAAUUUUUAGGCCAUAAAUCUCCCAACAAAGAAUCCGGGACGCCUGCUGAAUCCUUUACCCAGGAUAAUGUUGAUACUUCGACAUCUCACAAAAAGAUAUACUCUGGGUCAAUGUUAGAGCAGCCAAGCACUACCAAUGAACCAGUCAAAGAAGGGUUCAUUUUGAUAGACUUAUCAAUUUUGUGCCAGUUUUUUGAGUUAAACGUCCCUUGCCAAGAAUGCAAACAACACGCAUUAUCAUGUAGACUUGCCGUUGAAAAAAAGUCUGGAUUCUCUCACAUUUUGCAGUUGAACUGUGAAGCAUGUGAAUUUCAAAGCACCCUUGAAACAUCAAAAAAGGUUGAAGGGACAGGGUCUGGAAGGGCAUCAAAUGAAGUCAACCUUCGAAUGGUUUCAUUUGCAAGAUCUAUUGGAAGAGGAUAUAGUGUUCUGGAAAACUUUUCUGCCUGCUUGAAUUCUCCUCAGCCCAUGACAAAAAAAAAUUACAAGAAAGCCUUUUCCAAAGUAUUAGCUGCAAACAAAGAAGUAGCCAAAGAAAGUAUGAAAGCAGCAGCAAUAGAAAUAAAAGCAAAUGGGGUUUCAAAGUGUGCUGUUUCCCUAGAUGGCAGCUGGCAAAGGCGCGGUCACUCAAGCCAUCAUGGUAUUGUAAGCUGCAUAAGUGUAGAGACUGGAAAAUGUAUAGACAUUGAAGUCCUGUCAAAUUUUUGUGAAGGAUGUGCUUAUUGGGAAGGUAAACCCAAAGACACAAGGAAAUACAUUGAAUGGCAGGAAAAGCACAAAUGUAAAAAAGAUCAUGAUGGCAGUGCAGGGGCUAUGGAGCCGAUUGGGGCUGCACGUAUUUUUCUGAGAUCAGAAGCAAAUCAUGGGCUUCAAUAUCACAAAUAUCUUGGUGAUGGAGAUUCUGCAUCAUUCAAGAAAGUCAGCCAGUUGAAGCCAUAUGGUGAAGAAUGUGGUAUUGAGAAGAUAGAGUGUGUGGGACAUGUCCAAAAGAGAUGCGGAGGACGAUUGAGGCGUCUCAAGAAAGAAUAUAAAGGGGUAAAGUUAUCUGAUGGGAAAGGAAUUUCUGGUGUUGGUAGAUUAACAGAUAAAACCAUUGACACCUUGCAGAAUUAUUAUGGGUUUGCCAUCAGACAGAAUGUUGGUAAUUUAGAGGCAAUGCAAAAGUCUGUUUCUGCAAUUUUGCCACAUGUUGCAUCGACUGCCCGUAACAAAAUGCACUAUAAUUGUCCAGAUGGUCCAGAUUCUUGGUGUGGGUACAAAAGAGACCCUGAUUCUUAUAAGCAUAAAACAGGUCUCCCAAUGCCAAUUUAUAAUCUAAUCAAGCCAAUUUUUGAUGACCUAGCAUCUCCAAACUUGUUGAAGAAGUGUCUUCAUGGCAAAACUCAAAACAACAACGAGUGUCUCAACAAGUUGGUUUGGGAUAGGUGCUCAAAAGAGUAUUUUGUUGAGAAGGAUGUCAUCCAAGAUGCUUCUUACAGUGCUGUGACACAUUUUAAUGAUGGGAAAAAAUCUGUUUUGAGAAUGUUUCUAAAAAUGAAUAUAACUCCUGGAAAAUUCACAGAACAGAUAUGCAGGACACUUGAUUCAAGGCGAUUGGUUAAAGCUGGGGAAAAGACAAGUGCAAAGUUAAAAUCAAGGAGAAAAUUAUUAAGAGCUAAAAGAAAAGGGUUUGCAGACAAGAAAAUGAUAGAGGAAGGAAACCUGUAUGAACCUGGUGGACAUUAAAGUCUAAUUUAACAUUACAUGCAUCAUAAACUUUUGUUUUAACUUUAAACACAUUUUUCUCACGUUUAUGAAUUUCUGAAAAUGGUCGGGUUUUGUUGCAGAAUAUUUUGAAAACCACUUGAGAUAUUUUGAUGAAAUUUUAAAACUGGAUAGUAAAUGUAUGGUAGAUGGUAUUGACAGAAUUAGAAUCUCAGUUUCAUAUUUCCUGUUUUUGAAAAUUUCAAUUUAUAUAAUGGAUAACACAGCGAUAACGAUGAGUUUAGUAAAAUAAUUUUAAAAAUUUUCCUGUAUGCAAAAAUAAAAAAGUGUUUCUUUGAAUACUGAGCAUUUAUGAUUGUGAGUAAAAAUGCAAAGUUUGAACAUGAUCAGUCUUGCCAUUCCAGAAAUAUGUUGUCAUGAUUAUUUGCAAUUUUUUGGCAAUCGGCAGCCAUUUUGAAAAGCUAAUUAGCAUAAUUAAUUUGAAAUUUUUUAAAAGUUGCACUAAAAGUAUUGAUUAAUCAUGGGAAUCAAGAUUGAACCUCCUCUGUAUAAGUUUCUAUGUUUUUU